CAUCUAAUACAAAAUCAUAAAUUUUACAUUUUCCAUCAAUCAUAAUAUUUGAAACUCUAGUGACGGUGUUCUAGGAGUACCUAAUAACUUUCCGAGAACUAGAACCAUAUGGUCCAUGCCAAACGUAUUCCAAUAACAUUAUAUAAAAUCAUGAAUAAACAAUAAGUUUGCAUGUUUGGUGUAAUUGAGAUCAUCAAAUGAUGGUUUUUCCACUCGCUUUCAUCUGCAUUUUCACUCUUCUUCUCUCCCUCUUCACCAAACUCUCCAUGGCAAUCGACACCCUAUCUCCAAACGAAACACUCACCGACAACGGUAAACUUGUCUCCUCUGGCGAAGCGUUCGAAUUAGGCUUCUUCAAUCCACCAUAUUCCAACAAUCGCUAUAUCGGAAUAUGGUUUAAGAAUGUCCCAAUACAAACACCCAUUUGGGUGGCAAACAAAAACAACCCAAUAUCAGAUUCAUCAGGCCUCCUCACAAUCACCACCACCGGCAACAUCAUCAUCACCACUACCACCACCACCAACCAAACAACCACCGUUUGGUCUUCCUCAAAUUCAUCACCACCAACACCACCAAACAACCCAAUCUUGCAGCUGCUAGACUCUGGCAACCUUGUGGUGAAAAAUGGUAGCGGUGAUUAUCUGUGGUAA
Messenger RNA from Camellia sinensis, 650 nucleotides. Lineage: Eukaryota; Viridiplantae; Streptophyta; Magnoliopsida; Ericales; Theaceae. The record is from RefSeq and is a predicted model, not a curated record.